Molecule: messenger RNA, 6502 nt
Organism: Frieseomelitta varia
Lineage: Eukaryota; Metazoa; Arthropoda; Insecta; Hymenoptera; Apidae
Product: serine-rich adhesin for platelets-like
Exons: 5
Coding region: 535-5238 (1567 amino acids)
Source: RefSeq, a predicted model, not a curated record
AAUUUAUUGAGAAGGUACACGUAUUUCCUUGUCAGCUGGCGGCCAUUUGAAUUUCAAACGUAAUUAAUAAUCAGAUACAGAACCGCUGAAUUCGUGCAACGUUAAAACAUUAACCACGAGCAUAGGAUUAUAAUUUUUGAAAGAGUGAAUAACCACUUGAUGUAAAAAAGCACGUAGUUGCGCGUAGUUUAGACGUGAGUCUAGGCACAAAACGAAAGCGUUGAUCGCCAUCUAUACAAUGUCGUUUUCUAGUAAUAAGUGAUCAAUCGUAACACAGAGCUUGUAACAAAAUUUCUCGAAAUUUGUCGUCUGGUCGACGAUUUAAUACGAAAAUGUAACGAGCUCUAGCUGAAAUAUUUCUCGCGAAUAAGCCCGUUAUGGGCUCAGAUGUAAAUAACUCGGAAGACGGCAGGUAGUACUACGUAGUAGUUACUACGUCGAUAAUGUCGUCGCAAGUUUAACGCAGCAAGGUUCCGGUGAUUCACAGUGAAUGUGCUCUUUUCAAACAUGGAGAGGUUAUUUGUUUGAAGUAAUAUGUGGGAAUUAGGAAGCCGAAGUGUCAUCGUGUUAGUAAGUGUGUUGAGUGGGUGCGUGUUUCUCUACAACGUUUGGGGGCCAAUUUUUAUUCUCAUCGUUUUACUGUUUCUCGCAGUUUACGCGUUCUAUUUUUUAAUCGUCAACGACAGUUUACUGUUGCCACACGCGUUCCUCUUGCUUGAACACUGCAAAUACAUCUCCCUCGAGGUUCGUCGGAGUUUCAAAGCUGUCAUCGAUCACGUCCACCAGUACAUUCGGCAGUUUCUCGAAACUGCGAAACGUCGUUUUUGCAACCGAUACCUAGCCCAAGCCAGCACCACGAUGGAGAGACGUCGGUCAGGAUGUUAUCAGCUUAGCACCGAUUCUUAUUCAACCAGGAAGAACUCUUCUCACUUCGGGUCGAUCACGCAGCUCAGUCCGAUUCCAAAGAGUUUGCGAAAAGCCGACACGUCGAACGAUGUCACCCCAAAAAAUCAUUUUUAUCACGGUAGCGAGCAUUUGUCGUACGAUCACCAUUCCUUUGUCAGUAAACGCACCUCCACACCAGUGUUUGCGCGAAACAACGAGGAAUUGGAGAAUCAGACGUUAAAAUUCUCACCUCCUGGGCAAGCGUCGUCGAAACGAACAUCUCCUCUCUACAAACAGAAUCAGGCACUCAUGCAGGUGGAAAACACAACGUACUUCGACGCAGAAGGUUCUUCGUGUAGUUCUGCUGCAGCUCUGAAAACGAAUUCAAAAGCAGAAGAAAAGAAAACCGUUCAAACAGUUGCCGGACCCCUAUUGACAUCGACCAGAUACAACAUUGAUCCAAAAGUAUACAACGACGUAACAUCUCCAGGACUUACGGCUCGAUUGACCAAGUAUGCUACAGAGGCUAGCAACAAGUUGACUCAUCAAUCUAAAUAUCGGGUAGGACAGUUUCCAAAAGUAAAUCUUCAUGCUAAUUCAGUUCCGGUGAUAAACAUCAAGUCCAUAAGGACGAGAACACCGGUGACGGUUAACGUAGCACCGUCUCACGCCAUACGAUACUCUUCGCCAUCGAAGCAGAAUAUUUUGUCGAAUUUAUGUCAUUCGGACGAUAGUUACUCCUCGCCUAACGUCGCUCAAGCUUUAAGAGAGAUAUCACUGAAGCGGCACGCUUCAAGGGAAGAUGUAGUUUCCGAUUUUGCAAAGAAACAACGAAGAGACGUCGUUCCCAGUAGCAAGGAAUUCGAGAUACAAGAGGAAGUCAAACAGAAGAGGAGCAGAGACGAUUCCUUCAGGUCGGAAGAUGACACUUCACCCCAAAGUAAAAUCAGUCGACCCGCGAAGCGGACUAAAGCGCCGUCGUGUUAUGACAUCAUAAAUUCACUCAGUUCCAGCAAGCACGUUGUGUCCGGCGUCAAAAGGAAAGCCAGAGAUUUUUCACGGAGCGGAACACCGGAUUUUGAGAAACAUUUCAAAUCAUUGGAAUGUGUUCAAAACGCUAGUACGCAAACGUCGAUACAGAUUCGGAAUACCAGCCCAAGGCAUCCUAACUACGAAUUGGCGGAGAGAAGAAAUAAUUCAGAUCCAUGUAACUCUGUUGACAAACUACAAGAACACACGCCGUUGAAGGGAAUUUUAAAAACAAGUAACAAAAGUAAAGAGAACGGAUCGGAUCGUAAACAGGCGAAACGUUUGAUAACGCAAAAUAACGAUAAAAAAGAUUCGGCCGAGUUGAUGGAGUACACCGAAUCGGCCAAGUUAACGAACAAGUUAUUUAUGAAGGCAGAACCGGAGAGAAACGAAAAGUUACGGAUGCUUGUCGAAGAACAGGGUAACAUACGAGCCAAGUUUACCACCGACGACGUAGAAGAGAUUAAAAAAGAAGAUAUCACGGACAUGAGGCAAAGGAGUAUGAAGGCAAGGCUUCAGAGCAUGUUCGAUGCCAUAUCUGGCAAAGCUGCUAGUCGGAUUAAUCCGGAUGUGGUGAUCCAAGCGGAAGAAGUGAAUACCGUGAAAUCUGUUGAGUCCUCUCCUGUCGCCUAUGUGUCCCUUAAUUCUUCGACUACCACCACCAACGUUAACACCACGCCCAUUUCCACGUCGGCCGUGGCACUUACUCCCGGUACCAGCGAAUCGAACACGAAAUCGCAAAAGCACGUGGCUUUUAAUCUGCCAGGUAAAGAUACGUGCAUGACUACAAACGUUCAAGUUGUCAACACGGUCGAGAAGAAAGUGGAAAACACCUCAACUGCCGCGACAGACAAAACGGUCAACGCUGGAAUCACGAGUAGGAAAUCCGCAGCCGUAACUGAGCCUGUCGUUUCGAACCCAGCAACGACCAAUCCCACGAGCUCGAACGUGCAAAAUUUCAAUUUCAGUAAACCAACUUCGACGUCGAGUACUUCCUCGAUAGGUAACACGUUCGCGGUCGAUACCGUUUCUGCCAAAAAUAAAUCUUUGCUCGUCGCUACCACGACAGCUAGUAUCUUCCAGAGCGUUGCCACUGCUGCACCAACAGCGGUCUCUUCGGCGAUUUCUGUCAGCACGACUGCAGCGAACACGAGAAGCCAGCCGAAUCAAAACAGCAAUUCGAGGACAAAUAUUUCGCAGGCUGUAGGAACUUGCACGUCAAGUUCGAGCGUAUCAACCGAAAGCAUGAAAGGCAACACGAUCUUCGCAUCGUCACGCACGAACCUGGGACCUUUGAACAAUGUCACGGAGAAGAAGGAACAAAAUCCGGGGUUCGCGUCGAUCGGCACCAAAGCGAGCGUUAUGCCGUUCACGAGUGUCACGAAUAUUACUAGCUCGAACAACUUAUCGAGCACGACAUCAACAAUGAACACUUCGACGCCAUUGUUUACGUUUGGCAGCAACAGCAAUUGUCCAUCGUCUAUCGUAUCUGCAAAGUCUGAAGGAUUUGUAUUCGGCUCGUCGAUUGGAAUCGCGUCGGAAAAUAGCGGAGCGUUUGGAUGUCCGACAACUACAUCUCGGCCGACUUCGAUGAUCCCCAACUCAGCGACGUCUUCGAGCGUCACCGGUAGUGGUGCACAAGCUAACAACGUCACGGUUGCUAGCGCGUCUAACGCCGGUUUCGAAGCUCAGGCAAAGAACAGCGUGUCCAUCUUUGGAUCAUCGAUUAGCUCGACUUUCGCGCUACGUCCCUCCACCACUUCGUCCGUAAAUGGCGGCAAAGCUGUCUUUUCUUUCGGCAACGCAUCGACGAUGACGACGACGACGAUGACGACGAUAACGACGACGACGGCAACGACAACGACGGCGAAUACAACGACUAUCAGCUCAAACGCAGGCCCGUUCGGCGUCGGAAGCAACAAUCCACCUCCGAGUUUUGGAACGUCGUUGUUGUCGUCAACGACCAGCACCACGGGCCAGGCUGUCUCGAACGCCAGUUCCAUAUUUACCAACGCGUCGUCCACUCCGUCGAUCUUCGGAGCAACGACAGCCAGUCAUCAACCAGUUUUUGGCACGUCGUCUAAUUUAAACGCCAACACAGCGACCUUUACUCUUCCGAAGACCACGGCAACACCGGUCUUCGGUUCGAACGUUACCGCCACCACCACCACCUCUUCUGUAUUUGCGUCCACGAGUGCGAUACCAAUCUUCUCCAACAUAACCGGAGGCCCGUCGGCAAACACAACCUCCAUACCAGUGUUUGGUUCCAGUACGAGUACGCCUAUCCCGUCUGGGAUAAACACCGGCGGAACAAGCAACGUUGGUACUAACUUAUUCUCGAGCACGAACUCGACCACGUCGGCAUCUGUGUUUUCCACGACGAACAACAUCUUUGGCCAAGUGAACAGCUCGUCAACGGACUCGAGUUUUAAAAGCGGUUCAGGAUUGUUUAGAAACAAUAAUAACAGCGGUGGCUCGACACUGUUCGCUUCGGCGCAUCCGACCACGACCUCCACGACGUUUGGCGCCCCGAACGUUUCCAGCAGUUCGACCGUUCCUACUUUCGGUGCCUCGAACAUUCCCGUGAGCAACAACGCGCCUGUGCCGGUUUUCGGCGCAACCGCCGCCGGCACUUCCGACUUUGCCUCGCAGAACCAAAACAAAGGGAAUCCAGUAACGACGAAUCAGCACGCUUCUUCUACCGCGCAGAGCUUCGCCGCUGGAAGCUCGAUAUUCAGAACAGCAGAGAACACCACCGGUGCUCCCGUGUUUGGCAGCUCGAACGACACCGCCGGUCAUUUCAAUUCGUCAGCCCCAUCGAGUAGCACGUUCGUCGGACAGAACGUCAUCUCGCCGAAUCCUACGUUUGGCAUAGGAACCACCGUUACCUCAAACGGUCCACCAGCGUUCAACGACAGCAACAAAGCGUCGCCGUUCGGAACGCAACCGUCGACAUUCGGCACUCCAACAAUGGCUUCUACUUCCGUCUUUGCGACCACGAACGAAAGCACCACUGCUCCUGGAGUAUUCACGUUCGGAGCAAGCCAAAAGCCACAACAGCACAUCACCACGUUCUCCUUUGGCAGCAGCACCAACAAUAAUAACAGCGCUCCAUCCACCUCCACACCUUUCCAGUUUGGCUCGACAACUUCAAAUUCAGCCACAGGAUUUAAUUUCUCUGCCCCGACGACAACUCCAUCCAUCAACUUUGGUACGACCAAUUCCACGGCAACGUUCAAUGCUUCCGCGCCUGGCAUGUUCAGCAUCGGAAGCGGUUCCACUGCUCCAAGAUCCAGAAACAUACGGACCAGAAAAUUGAGAUGAUGGAGAAUGUAAUUUUCGAAGCUAGCCUUCUUCUCUACCGAAUAUUUUUCGUCGAAACAUUAUUUCGGUUUUUUUUUUCAAAUACUAUUAUUCUGUAAUUCUAACGUUUUAAUUCCAACAGAUUCUCGUCAAAUUGAUUUGCACAGAAUUAAUCGUAUUACAGACAGAAUUAUAGAAUAGAAUUCAUCAUUUUAACGUUACAGUUUUCCGCCGUUGUUGAACGUAUCCACCUUGUACAUAUAGAAAUGUUAAAGCGAAUCUUUAUCCGUCACUGUUUUGAGAUCUACUUUAGUUACAUUACGUAUGAUACACAUGCAUACAUAUAUACAUAUACACGUACAAAUGCGUACAGAUAAAUAGAGGAAUAAAAUGCGUGAACGUUUUACUAAGGAGAAUCGAAUUUCAAAAGCGUGUUCACCCACGGAACAUUGUGCAUUUAACUUUUAACGUUCAUCGAUCCGUCAGUCGCCGAGAUUGCGAAAUUAUCCUUUAUUUGCAAACUUUUUACCAGGAAUCGACUUUUGAUAAACGUUAAAGGUUAAUAUUACCUGUUUAAGCGGCAUUUGUAUAUUAUAUUCGGCGAACGAACAAUUUUGGACAUACGAUAUUUAAAUAUUGUAAUAUCUUCUGCUUUUCCUUCUUUUUAAAAAAAUUUUCUUUUGUAUUGUUUUACGGAAACAAAGAAAGUCACGUGAGAGAAUUGUUUUUUUCUUUUUGUAUUUUGAAAGCAGGUGAUUUCUGGACUUUCGACGCAUUUUCGAUAAACGCAUUUUUUUUUCCCUUUUUAUUUGAGCAUAUCGGAAUGCUCAACUCCAGCAACACUUGUUUCGUUUUUAACUUUCAUUAAAAAGUGGUCGAAAUACUUUUGUUUUUCGUUUUCAUUCUUCUUGAUUCGAUAGCCACUACGGAUACAAGAACAAGAGUUUUAUACCGUGCGUGAGCGGUGAUUGUUUGCCUUGUUCCUUCAAUACAGAGAAAAGAGAAGCAAUUGUAAGAUCGGAUGGGCGAAGAAGGAGCAAAAAAACAAAAAAGGCAACAAGGGGCACAAUCGAGGAGCACAAAAUACUCAAUCGAUGUGUGAAAGUAACGUGAUAGGGAGGCAACGGAGAGCAUACAGGUGCGGCUUAUUAUGCCAUGUUGUAAGAAAUGCGUAAUUAUUUUUUUCUACAUAUUUCCAGACAGAUGUAUCUCGUUAACGAAACGUUGUAAAGUUUGAAAAAUAUCAGAAAUACGAAUAUCAAUAGUGUUGAAGAAUUACAUUUUA